This is a messenger RNA of Bufo gargarizans (Asiatic toad), 1657 nucleotides long. It is a transcript of the gene SLC35A3, whose product is annotated as solute carrier family 35 member A3. Bases 86 to 1147 code for a protein of 353 amino acids. Gene Ontology annotation, biological process: pyrimidine nucleotide-sugar transmembrane transport. Lineage: Eukaryota; Metazoa; Chordata; Amphibia; Anura; Bufonidae. Gene Ontology annotation, molecular function: UDP-galactose transmembrane transporter activity. The record is from RefSeq and is a predicted model, not a curated record. The transcript is spliced from 8 exons. Gene Ontology annotation, cellular component: Golgi membrane.
AGUGCACGGAUUCUUGGCUAGCCUGUACAAUAACUGGAAUCGCUCCGCUACCUAUUUAGAAGGCGGUCUGACUGAACUACUGAGCAUGUGUGGCCACUGCCACUGGACACAUAAGGUGGACCUUCAGAGUGGCGGCUCCAUAUCAAGUAAGUAUCCAGAAUUCACAAUGGCGUCUCACCUGAAGUAUAUCUCCUUGGGGAUCCUAGUGUUUCAGACCACCAGCUUAGUCCUGACUAUGCGCUACUCUCGAACACUCAAGGAGGAAGGCCCCCGGUACCUGUCUUCCACUGCUGUAGUGGCUGCAGAGGUGCUGAAAAUUGUAGCCUGCAUUUUUUUAGUGUAUAAAGACAACAGCUGUAGUCUCCGUGCUCUGAAUAAAGUCCUUCAUGAUGAGGUAAUCAAUAAACCAAUGGAGACUCUAAAGCUUGCCAUACCCUCUGGGAUCUACACCCUGCAGAAUAACCUCCUCUAUCUUGCACUGUCCAAUCUUGAUGCUGCCACGUACCAGGUCACCUAUCAGCUCAAAAUCCUCACCACUGCUUUAUUCUCAGUGUCCAUGUUGCAAAAAAAGCUAACCAAGUAUCAGUGGCUUUCUCUGGUAAUUCUUAUGGCCGGCGUAACACUUGUCCAGUGGCCCUCAGACUCUCCCAGUGCCCCUUCAAAGGAAGUAUCAGUCAGUUCCCGGUUUGUGGGUCUCAUGGCUGUCCUCACUGCGUGUUUCUCCAGUGGCUUUGCUGGUGUCUACUUUGAAAAAAUUCUUAAAGAAACCAAGCAGUCUGUGUGGAUUAGAAAUAUACAGCUGGGAUUCUUCGGGGGUAUAUUUGGUUUGAUGGGCGUUUUUAUUUAUGAUGGAGAUCAGGUCUCAAAAGAGGGAUUCUUUCAAGGGUACAAUAAUCUGACCUGGACGGUUGUGGCUCUUCAGGCUCUAGGUGGAUUGGUGAUUGCUGCUGUGAUCAAAUAUGCUGAUAAUAUCUUGAAAGGAUUUGCAACUUCUCUUUCAAUCAUUCUGUCAACAUUUAUCUCCUACUUUUGGCUGCAAGACUUUGUUCCUACAAGUGUGUUCUUCAUGGGAGCAGUAUUUGUUAUUUCUGCCACCUUCCUCUACGGCUAUGACCCCAAACCAUCUGUAAACCCGAUUAAAGCAUGAAGUCUGCAAUGGAUGCAGUGAUUUAUUGUGCGGAGCGCCCCCUUGCGGCUUCCGCAACGAGCAGGGCUGUGCAAAGACAUCUAGCCACAUAUGCUGCUGAAAGCAAAGAGACGGCAGGUCACAGCACUGCUGCUCUUUCUAGUGAUGGACUCUUAUUUUAUUUUAACAGAAAAGUGCUAUAUAUUUUUUUUGCUAAUACUUGAACUUGGAGGCAUUGGGUUUUGUUUUCAGGAUGCUGCACAGAACUCACCUCAUCAGGUAUAUAAUAUUGUGUAUCUUCUAUUGGAGAUACGUAAUAUGGUGGUUUCUGGGCUGGUCUACCCACCUGCGUCUGACCUCAGAUUAGUACAUUGGUGCAGCUCCAUGACCAUUUUAUACUGAAGAGACCGAAGAAUACCAUUGGAUGCGUUUUGUAUAUAUUUGAAGGACUCGCUGUCUUUGCGAGAGGGAACAUCUUAUAUUGUAUAGACUAAAACGAGGGAAAUUACGGUAAAUAAAUUUUUUAUCUAA